AUGCUCCGUCCCUCUUCGUUAAACAGUCUUCUAGGUCAAGCAUUCCAACGAUUGCAUGGAGACAUUCGUUUUUUGUCAAAUGAAAAUUUGAAAGACCUAUUGUCAAAGAUGCUUUGCGUAAACCCGCGAAGACCAACUGCGGCACAGCUCUUGAAGCAUCCAUAUCUGGAAAAGGCGAAGGCAAGGAGCGUUCUUGAUGAGAAAGAAGAACAUGACGAAUACGCCUUGAAGCGGCUUUCGCGAAGAAUU
Messenger RNA from Mesorhabditis belari, 249 nucleotides. Lineage: Eukaryota; Metazoa; Nematoda; Chromadorea; Rhabditida; Rhabditidae. The record is from the annotation of a GenBank genome assembly.